Molecule: messenger RNA, 2162 nt
Organism: Paramormyrops kingsleyae
Lineage: Eukaryota; Metazoa; Chordata; Actinopteri; Osteoglossiformes; Mormyridae
Gene: parvb
Product: parvin, beta
Biological process (GO): substrate adhesion-dependent cell spreading; establishment or maintenance of cell polarity regulating cell shape; actin cytoskeleton organization
Cellular component (GO): focal adhesion; lamellipodium; actin cytoskeleton
Molecular function (GO): actin binding
Source: RefSeq, a predicted model, not a curated record
UCCUUCUUAACGCAAACCAAUAAGAUCAAUAAAGCCGACCACAGGGGAGAAUGCAGAUGUAAUUUGGUAAAAUGCCGUCAGAGGCACUGUGAAUACAUACCAGCGAUUAAAAGGCUUUCAUGUGAUGAGGUGAAAACAAAUAAUGCUCAACAUGUGAUUGUCCUCGGGUUUCAAGUCAUGACAAUGAUUUGAUUUCGUAUGACUUAGUUUUGGUGUGAUUAGGGCUGACCUUUAUGCUGACCCACGUGGUUCACGGUUGCUUUUACAUCCGACCGAGAAGUAGGCGUAUUCAGGAUCCUUUUAGGGUGCGGUGAUUUACCCCCGACAGACAUCCAGCCAUUGACGGGCGCGGCGGGGGCAGAGAGGAAGCACUCUCCGCCUAUUCAGCCGGUGACCGGUGCUGGAUAACCGAAGUGAUUUCACACUCAAGCGCGUUUCGUGCGCGACGGUUUGCGUCCUGAACUCUUUCCCCCACCGGAAACAUCCUACUCCUACCGGCUGCCAAAAAGGGUCUCCCUUGAGCUGCAUGGGGAGAGACAGGAUUGGGGAUCUCGGUGGACUCAAACAGCUGUGAAGACCAGCAGCAUCCCAGCGAAGAUGGCUACACCCCCGAUCAGAUCAUCAACGCUGCAGCACGGCAAGAUGAAGAAGGACGAGUCCUUUCUCGGCAAACUGGGUGGCACGCUGGUCCGCAAGAAAAAAGUUAAAGAAGUGAAUAGCCUCCACGAGGAAGGAAAACAUGCCAUCAACACCCCCAUGCUCCCCUCCGGCACAGACCUCCACCCUGAGGACACGCUGCUGGAGGAGAACGCCGAGAGAACCAUGCUGGAUCCCACUUCUAGGGAGGACCCAAAGUUCAAAGAUCUACAGAGGGUUCUGAUCGACUGGAUUAAUAAUGAGCUGGAGGAGGAAAGGAUUAUUGUGAAGGACCUUGAAGAAGACCUCUAUGAUGGACAGGUGCUCCAGAAGUUGUUUGAGAAGCUUUCUGGGCAGAAGCUGAACGUGGCUGAGGUGACGCAGUCGGAGAUUGGGCAGAAACAGAAGCUUCAGACCGUUCUGGAGGCCAUGAAUGAACUUCUUCAGCAUCACGGCAGUCCUCGCGAGUGGCACGUGGACUCCAUACACUCGAAGAAUCUGGUCGCUAUCACCUCCCUGCUGGUGAGCCUGGCUGUUCACUUCCGGGCUGCGAUCAGGCUACCUGAACACGUGUCGGUGCAGGUGGUGGUUGUUAAGAAGAGGGAAGGCAUCCUGCAGACCAGUCACGUGAGAAAGGAGCUGACGACGACCACAGAGUUGAUGAUGGGAAGAUUUGAGAGAGACGCUUUUGAUACUCUUCUAGAUCACGCGCCAGAUAAACUCAACAUUGUGAAGAAGUCGCUCAUCACAUUUGUGAACAAGCACCUAAACAAACUCAACCUGGAGGUAACAGAACUUGAGUCACAGUUUGCAGACGGCGUCUAUCUGGUGCUGUUAAUGGGGCUACUGGAAGGCUACUUUGUUCCCCUGUACAACUUCUACCUCACGCCCGAGAACUUUGAGCAGAAGGUCCACAACGUGUCAUUUGCCUUUGAGCUCAUGCAAGACGGAGGACUGAAAAAACCUAAGGCUCGGCCGGAAGAUGUGGUCAACCUGAACCUGAAAUCCACCCUGAGGGUCCUAUACAACCUGUUCACCAGCUACAAGAACAUGGACUAGAGGCUGGGGGGGGGGGUUGUGUCACUCUCACCCCUGGAUCACGUAGGCUUGGCCUUGCUGGCUGCUCCACCCGUUUGCUCUGCCACAGGUCAUAUGCUUCCCCGUCUUUCACGGUGCUCAUCUGUUGCCGGUGACGGCACAGCUGCAUCACCGGGAGCAUAGAUCUGUCGCUGAGGACCUGGUGUAGAAUAGCAAAGCCAGGCAAUACCAUCCUGGUACAUAAACUGUGUAAUAUCCUUAAUCUCUCAAUGUGCCAGCGUCUCGACGAGGAUUUUAGGUCUUAUCACUGAAAUGAACAGGCUGUUAUCCAUGUAUGCAGGAUUCGACGAAUUCGCUUUUCUAUGCAAAAAUUUAGCCAUUUAUUUGUGACUGGAUUUUUUAAGUGUAAUUUAGCCUGAUCCUACUUUUAUGGUUUGUAUAAAUAAUCACACUUGCCUUAAAUAAAGUAUGUUUGUUUUUAACCUGGA